This is a messenger RNA of Nelumbo nucifera (sacred lotus), 2838 nucleotides long. Its product is annotated as microtubule-associated protein 70-2-like. Lineage: Eukaryota; Viridiplantae; Streptophyta; Magnoliopsida; Proteales; Nelumbonaceae. The record is from RefSeq and is a predicted model, not a curated record. Gene Ontology annotation, molecular function: microtubule binding. Gene Ontology annotation, biological process: cytoskeleton organization.
GCAAAGCUUCUCUGCUUCAAACCAGUUUUUUAAUCAAACAUCCGCUUUCACAUUCGCGCCCUCUCUCUCUCUCUAUAUACAAAGAAUGAAAAACAAAAGAUGGAAAGUUGGAAACAUUAGAUUAGAGAGACGUAAGCAGAUUAGAGUAGUAAUUUAGAGAGAGAAACUGAGAAAAAUAAAAGCAUUUCUCUUCUCUCUCUGGAAAGCUUCCUAUUCUUAUAUUGUCUGUUGAAGAGAAGAGAGAGAAGCAACUAACGACUCAACGGCUCCUUUCUAUCUCUAGAGCUGGAAAUCCUUGGAGAAGGAAGAGAUUGUGCUGGGAAACCCUAGAAUUGGAAACCGGGAAGCUGAGGAUUUGGGGAUUUUGUGGCAUUCGAAUGUGAGAGCCUCAGAUCUGUCAUGGCCGAUCUUGCAGGGGGUGGGGAGGGUGUUUCAUCAGCUACAACGGCUUCGGAGUUGAGUGGCAGCGGGAGUGGCGUCGGCGGAGGGAAUAGCCGUUCGGCGGGGAAUGAGGUGGCGCCAGCGUCGGUGCCGACGCCACCAUUGACGGUUUCAGGAUCGUUUAAGGAAGGGAAGACGUCGAGGAGGCGGACGUCGGUGAGGCCGAGUUUGGACGCGGAUGAGUUUAUAAAUCUGUUGCACGGGUCGGAUCCGGUUAAGGUUGAGCUCAACCGGUUGGAGAAUGAAGUUAGAGACAAGGAUCGAGAACUAGGGGAGGCUCAGGCGGAGAUCAAGGCAUUGAAAUUGUCAGAACGCCUGAGAGAAAAGGCCGUUGAAGAGCUCACUGAAGAAUUGUCGAAAGUGGAAGAGAAGCUCAAACUAACUGAAUCUCUUCUAGAAAGCAAGAAUCUUGAAAUUAAGAAAAUCAAUGAUGAAAAGAAGGCAUCUAUGGCUGCUCAAUUUGCAGCAGAAGCGACCCUUCGAAGGGUUCAUGCUGCUCAAAAAGAUGAUGACAUGCCACCAAUUGAAGCCAUUCUUGCACCACUGGAGGCAGAGCUCAAGCUUGCUCGGCAGGAGAUUUCUAAGCUGCAGGAUGAUAACAAGGCAUUAGAUCGCCUUACGAAAUCCAAAGAAGCAGCUUUACUUGAAGCUGAGAGAACUGUUCAGGUUGCCUUGGCUAAGGCCUCUAUGGUUGAUGAUCUCCAAAACAAGAAUCAAGAGUUAAUGAAACAGAUUGAAAUCUGUCAGGAGGAAAAUAAGAUCUUGGACAAACUGCAUCGCCAAAAGGUUGCAGAGGUUGAAAAGCUCAGCCAAACUGUAAGGGAGCUAGAGGAAGCUGUUCUUGCUGGUGGUGCAGCAGCAAAUGCUGUGAGGGAUUACCAACGGAAAGUUCAGGAGAUGAACGAGGAGAGAAAAACCCUGGACAGGGAACUGGCCCGUGCAAAGGUCACAGCAAAUAGGGUGGCAGUUGUGGUAGCAAAUGAAUGGAAAGAUUCCAAUGACAAGGUGAUGCCUGUAAAACAAUGGCUUGAAGAUCGGAGAUUCCUGCAAGGGGAAAUGCAACAACUUCGAGAUAAACUUGCCAUUGCUGAGAGAACUGCAAAAUCUGAAGCACAGUUGAAAGAAAAAUAUCAAUUGCGCCUCAGAGUACUAGAGGAGAGCUUGAGAGCAUCCUCAAAUGCAGGUAGUCGCCCUAGUUCAGAAGGGAGAGGUUCAAGCAAUGGACCUUCACGGCGCCAAUCCUUGGGUGGAGCUGAUAAUAUCUUAAAAUUGCCCUCCAAUGGCUUUUUAUCCAAGAGAACAGCAUCCUCUCAGUUGAGGUCUUCUAUUUCUUCUGGUACCACUGCAAUAUUGAAGCAUGCCAAAGGAACUUCAAAAUCAUUUGAUGGAGGGACAAGGUCACUAGACAGGGGCAGACUUCUCUCAAAUGGAACUGGUUCAAAUUUUUCACUUAGUAAAUCUUCUGAUGGAACAACCAGAGAUAGUGAGACAGUCCGUUAUUGGAAAGGGAAUGCAGCUGAAAAGCUCAAUGAACCUAGCAAAUCUUCUGAUGGAAGAACAACCAGAGACAGUGAGACAGUCCGUGAUUGGAAAGGGAAUCCAGAUGAAAAACCCAAUGAGUUCCCAACUGUUGAUACAGAAGAUUCUGUCUCUGGAUUAUUAUAUGACAUGCUACAAAAAGAGGUCAUUUCUUUGAGGAAAGCCUGCCAUGAAAAAGAUCAAAGCCUUAAAGACAAGGAUGAUGCAAUUGAGAUGUUAGCAAAGAAGGUAGACACAUUGACCAAAGCAAUGGAGGUUGAGGCCAAGAAGAUGAGAAGGGAAGUAGCUGCCAUGGAGAAGGAGGUAGCUGCGAUGCGUAUUGAAAAAGAUCACGAUAAUAGGGCUAAGCGACUUGGUAGUUCCAAGGGUCCUGUAAAUAGUUCUCAACUGCUUCCUGGAAGAAACAUAUCACGAAGUGGGCUGAUGCGUAACAUCCAAUAACAGUGCUGAGGCUGAGCAUCACGGAGUAAUCCGCAUAGGCCUUGUUCCUCCAUUCCCCUUGUUUUUUCCUUUUUAUUUUGUUUUAUGAUUGAUUCUAAGAUUAUAUAACCAGCAUGCCGAUGAUCCUGCGAUCAGUGAGUUGGAAGAGGGAAAAAAUUGGAAAAUCGAAUGAAGUCGGCCUGCUUCUGACUUGACCGUUGUCCCUGUACUUAGAAGUAGCAAGAAAUGUUAAAGUCAGCUAACCUUUUGGCAGGUUUACGUUGAGAAACAGUGCUUGUGUGGUUUUUGUAUAUGUUAUCGGGGUUUUCUUUAUUUUCUUCUUAUAUUUGUAAUUUGCAGUUAUUAUUAUUAUUGCUUCAAGGUUGUGAAUAUUCUUGUAAUCAGAUCAAGAUCAGAGUUUUCAAGGUUGUGUUGUUA